GCUCUCUGAUGUUUGGAGAAAUCGCCGACUUUCUUUCGCGGGAGAAUCCGGUUGAGGAGCGCGCGAGGUUGUGUUUGUGAGAUGAUGGUCGAAGUUCCGCACUAAGAUGUAGAAUCCAGAUGAGGAGGAGGAAGAGAGACAGAAAGAGGAAGGAACUCGCGUCUGAACGACACACAUUUAGAAGAAGAGAGAGAGACCGCUGUUCCAGUCAUACGACACACCCACAGCUCCCUGUGACCUUCGACCUCAGCUGCGCACCAUGUGUCACGUGAUCGUGACGUGCCGUUCGAUGCUGUGGACGCUGCUCAGCAUCGUGGCGGCGUUCAGCGAGCUCAUCGCCUUCAUGAGCACCGACUGGCUGCUGGGCUUCCCGCGGACGCCAGACGCCGUCUUCUCUCCGCAUGGGGAAACGUACCGACCCACGCUGGGCAUCUACGGCCGCUGCAUCCGUCUGCCUCACCUGCGGCGCGGCGUUCUGUGCGGCCCGUACGCCGUGCACUUCACUGAGAUCGCCAGCGGGUUCUGGCAGGCCACCUCCAUCUUCCUCGCCGCUGCGAUCCUGCUGCUGAGCGCCGUGGCCUUCAUCUCCGUCUUCACCAUGUGCUUCCAGAGCAUCAUGAAGAAAAGCCUUUUUUCCCGCUCACCUGUUUGCAUCUCUGCUGCAGGUCUGUUCCUGAUCCUGGGUCUGAUGCUGUAUCCCGCCGGCUGGGGUUCAGAUAAAGUGCAGGGCUACUGCGGCCCUGACGCCUCGGCCUAUCAGCUGGGCCUGUGCUCUAUGGGCUGGGCCUUCUACACCGCGCUGGGCGGCACCGUCCUCACCUUCAUCUGCGCCGUGUUCUCCGCGCAGGCCGAGAUCGCCACGUCCAGCGAUAAAGUGCAGGAGGAGAUCGAGGAGGGCAAGAGCCUGAUCUGUCUGCUGUGAGACGCCUGUGUCUGCGUCUCAUCAUCUGAUGUGUGUCCGUCUGAUGUAAAUAUAUGCGUGUAAAUAAUGUAAAUAUGAUCGUGAAGGAUCGUGGGUUCCAGUCGCCCAGAAACCACUUGAUCUCGUGUGUGAGGAGAUGAACGUGAGCAUGUGCCAAAAUCGCUGAUGCCUUGAGCCGCCCAACCAGACCUGAGACCCACAGAACCAGAGACAAGAGUGUGUGAGUGUCUGUGAGUGUGUGUGUGUCUGUGAGUGUGUGUGUCUGCUCUUGUGCACUAGUGUUCACCAUCAUCUCUGCCAAAUAAAGAAGCCAUGACUAAGUGUUGCUCUACUG
Messenger RNA from Sinocyclocheilus anshuiensis, 1256 nucleotides. Its product is annotated as lipoma HMGIC fusion partner-like 2 protein. Gene Ontology annotation, cellular component: membrane. The coding region runs from base 260 to 922 and encodes 220 amino acids. The record is from RefSeq and is a predicted model, not a curated record. The transcript has 3 exons. NCBI's taxonomy places the organism in Eukaryota, Metazoa, Chordata, Actinopteri, Cypriniformes, Cyprinidae.